Molecule: messenger RNA, 798 nt
Organism: Hyaloscypha bicolor E
Lineage: Eukaryota; Fungi; Ascomycota; Leotiomycetes; Helotiales; Hyaloscyphaceae
Exons: 4
Coding region: 1-798 (265 amino acids)
Source: RefSeq, a predicted model, not a curated record
AUGGCUGCAAAACUUCUCCUUCUCGCAAGGUUCUCCUUAACUUCAGCUCAGUCCGCGACGACACCAAUCUUCUGCAUUGCUCUAUCCUCCCUCUCCACUUACACCAUCCAGUCCCCACCCAGCAACACCGGGGCGGAGCCUCCCAGAACCGCAAGCUUCAUAACCUCAGGAUCGGGGCCAUACCCCGCACCAAUGAUCGCGGACUCGAGCCUUCCUAGCCACAUAAUUUGUGCCCCAAAAACCCCACCUGGUGGGAAUCUGAGCAUGCGGUUCAUUGCGUGGGCCAAUGGAGCGUGCCAAACUGAUGGGAAUUAUUACAGGAACUUUUUGACAGAGUUUGUGAGUUGGGGGCAUGUCAUUUCUGCUGAUAGAGCGCCAUCUGCUGGUGCUGGGGGGGCCACAAACUACGCGAACAUCGAUACUGCCAAGAUCGCCACCACAGGACACAGUUGUGGAGGAUUGGAAGCCAUGUCUACUGGGUAUCACAACACAAGAUUCAUGCUGAUGAUGCUGUUUGAUAUUGCUAUCUUUACAGACGAUAAGAGGUAUCUGUUGAAGGAGCUGAAAUUGUUACAUGGUUUGUUGUGCGAGAAAGAUUACGCCCUGUUGCCAACGGGCUUGCCGGCUUAUUGGGCUAGUCUUGAUACUGGACAUCAAGGCACUUAUUCAACGACUAAUGGGGGGAAGUUUGGCAAAGCGGCCGUGGCGCAUCUUCAGUGGCAGUUUAGCGGGAAUACCACAUCAAAGGCUAUAUGUCAAGAUGCGAAGGCACCGGAAAGCUUGGUGGCGGAUAAUUGA